AGAAGACUACAUUGACAUGGAACUCACCUCUUCAUCUUCUUCUUCCUCCAAUUUAUUCUGCUAUUCCAUCGAAUCCCCACCGCAGUCCAGAGAUUUCGAGUUCCAAUUCCAGAUGACGUCAUUUUCCGGCCAAACAGAGCCGGCAACUUCGCCGGCCGACGAGCUCUUCUACAAGGGAAAAUUGCUCCCCCUCCACCUCCCUCCCCGUUUACAAAUGGUCCAAAAGCUCCUCCACAGCCCCUCCUCCCAAAACCCAUCAAUAAAAGAACAAUCUUUUUCAGAAAAUUUCCCAAUUCCUUUAAUUUCCAUUGCAGCACCUCUCGAGUCGGGCAGUUUCUCACCCACUGAGUCGUGCAGAGCGAGUUGCGAGCUGAACCCAGACGAGUAUUUGGUGGGAUGGAGAGGGGAAGAAAUCAAGGGCUUUUUGGGGGACCCUCCAAGAAAAUCAUGGUCUAAAAAAAUGAAGCAAUUGAAGAAUUCUUCACAGGCUUAUUUCAAGGCCAUGUUUGGGAAAUCUGGCUGUUCAAACAAGUCCUCUGCUAAAUCUGUUUUCAAUGAAGAAACAGCAGAGGGCGUUUUGGGAAGUUCAGGGCAGUGUGAUAAAGUUGUGAAGAAGAACCCAUUUGGGAAAAUCGAUUAUAACAAAUGGAAGAUGCCAAACAGUGGCUUAGAGAAGGAGAAAAUUGAGGAAUUUUAUGGUGGGAUUUUGAAUAACCAUAGAAGGUCAUUUUCAGGGGCGAUUCAGAGGAAUUCUUCUGCAACUAACAAUAAAUCUUCUUCUUCUUCUUCUUCUUCUUCUUCUUCUUCAGCUUCAUCCUCUGGUUCUUCUUCUUUUUCUUUCAGUUCAAAUGGGUUUUCUGAUCUGCAGUUGUUUAAGAGAAGUAUCAGUGAAAAUUCAGAGAUUGAGAGCUCAAUUGAAGGGGCAAUUGCCCACUGUAAAGAGUCUCAGAAGCUGUUUGGAAGUUCAAAGAAAAAUGAAAGGGAAUCUCAAGCAGAAACUUGUUCUCUAUCUGCUUCAAAGAUUUUCUUGCCUUGUGGGGAUCAGAAAAGUUCAGGACUUUGCUCCAUUUGAUGGUAAAAAUGCUCUCAUGGAUACUCUGUUUUUUGUUUCCCCUGUUUUUAAUGGAGGGUCUGCUGAGAAAGUUGAAGAGAGAUGUUCAACAAUGGAGGAUUCCGUUUCAGGAUGAACAAGAACAAGAACAAGAUAGUUUUAAGAUAGUUUAUUGUUGGAGCAAGUUUGUCUAAAUCAUUGAAUAUGGCCUUUUUCUUUUAUCUUUCUGUUCUUUCAUUUCUGUACAAAAUUGUAUAGUUGUUUGAGUUCAAUCAAACAGCUCUUGGGUUUGAAUACUUUUGAGUCUUUUCCUCUCGCACACUCGUAAACUUUUGAAUUGAUCGGUGAUUUAACGUGAUAUCAAAACAUCACUCCAUUCAUUUUGAGUAACU
Momordica charantia (bitter melon) is the source of this 1443-nucleotide messenger RNA. Its product is annotated as putative membrane-associated kinase regulator 3. Gene Ontology annotation, molecular function: kinase inhibitor activity. Gene Ontology annotation, cellular component: plasma membrane. The record is from RefSeq and is a predicted model, not a curated record. Lineage: Eukaryota; Viridiplantae; Streptophyta; Magnoliopsida; Cucurbitales; Cucurbitaceae.